This is a messenger RNA of Gregarina niphandrodes, 1743 nucleotides long. RefSeq lists its product as hypothetical. NCBI's taxonomy places the organism in Eukaryota, Apicomplexa, Conoidasida, Eugregarinorida, Gregarinidae. The transcript has 2 exons. Bases 1 to 1743 code for a protein of 580 amino acids. The record is from RefSeq and is a predicted model, not a curated record.
AUGGAUUGCACAAGCUGUUACUCGGAAAUCGUCGGUCAAGUCGCGAAGGCGGAAACUUCAGCGCCGGCCACCCUUGGGAAAGGGGUCCCGGUUGCGGGCGGUGCCGUUCCAAUGCCGGCCGAGGACACUGUCUCGCGUUCGGAGCUGGAAGAGAUUCAUGAAGAGUCGUGUUACGGAGCAUUGGUGUCUCCGUCGAAGGUUGACAUUUGCAGCGGGAGGGGCGAGCAGCUGAGUCUCUGUCCAAAAGGUCCAGCCCAGGGCGAUGGCCCAGCCCAGGACGAUGGCCCAGCCCAGGACGAUGGCCCAACCCAGGACGAUGGCCCAGCCCAGGACGAUGGCCCAAUCCAGGACGGUUGUAGUCCAGCGGAGGUCGACGGCCCAGCCGAGGACGGCGGUCCAGCGGAGGUCGGUGAAGCAUGCGCGGCUGCGGCUUCGGCCCCGUCAGGGUCUGGUGUGAUUCGCGCAGACGCCCAAGGGCAGUUGGUGCAGAAUUUGGCGUUGGCGGAUUACAGCGCCUUGCCUGCGGAUGCGGUGCCAAAGUUUAACCAGGAGACGCAGGAGUACGAGGCGGAUCCGGCGUGGAUGGCGCGUUAUUUGACGUUGGCGGGUGCGGGAAACGCAAAGUUCGAGGUGGACUCGCGGCGCACGUGGGAGUUGCGAGACGCACCACCACCUCCGCCCCCGGCGGACGUCCUACUGCAGACACCCAAGACGCCUACGGUCGUGAUCCCGGGCGAGGUGCCGGGCAGCUACCUCCGACGUGUUUGCUACUGGACACGCGACCGACGUGUCCUCGACGGCGAACUCCAAGACGUCGCCGUCGAGACCUCCUACUACGCGCCUCUCAACCUCCAAGAUUGCCCUUCCAGCGCAGAGUUCGUCGGCUGCGACCCACCUUCCGAAUUCGCCGCCAAAAACCGCAGUGCACACGCUGCCCGACAAAGGGAACAGGCGGCGGCUGCAGCCGCGGCCGCCGAGACCGCCUUCCAGGUACAAAAGAAGAGACUCUUCGCCGGCCAGUAUGCAGACGGCGACUUCCCCACCAUACAAGUUACUCUCACCCCGGACCAACUCGCACGCCUCGACCACGAUCUCGCGGUCCAACUUGUGAUGGAACAACACCCCGACUUUUCUCCACACCGUUUCCAAAGAAUCGACUCGUCCGACUCAACGCAACUCCCUAUGCAGGCGACCCACACACCCCAGGUACCUUUACACACACCUCAGGUACCUUCGCGACCGUCUCAAGAUCCCCACACCAAACCGAGGGAUCCUUCGGAACCGACAGACCCACAGCACCCGGAGCCACCCACUGUCCCCGGGCCGCUCAACGUCACGGCCGCUGGCGAGGCGGCCGGCGUGGACGUGGUCAGUGUCGGCGGUGAUGGCGGGGGGGUGCCGAGAAUGGGCUCUUUGGAGGACCGCGGACCGGGUCAAGAGGCGUAUCGCGCGAGGUCCUUCUCGGCACGGACGUCGAGCGAGGCCGCGUCGGCCAUUGCCCGGAUCAAAGAGUCGGUGGCUCGAAUCCAGCCAUCGCCGAUACAUCGAACCGACGUGAAGCAAAUGGACCUGCACCCACCCCUGCCACGCUCCCGGGCCACGGGUUCACAGUCACCCAGCACUCCCGGCAGGGACACCGAGGCCCUCAGCCGUGGAACGGACCUCUCGACGGAGCGGGAAGACGUGGCGCCGGAGUCGUUAUGCAGACUCGAGAAGAGUUGCAGCGAAUCCGCACGGAGUUGA